Molecule: messenger RNA, 2949 nt
Organism: Aspergillus affinis
Lineage: Eukaryota; Fungi; Ascomycota; Eurotiomycetes; Eurotiales; Aspergillaceae
Product: steroid monooxygenase
Exons: 10
Coding region: 1-2949 (982 amino acids)
Cellular component (GO): membrane
Source: RefSeq, a predicted model, not a curated record
AUGCGUUCCUUCAGGCUUCUCUGGCUUUUCACAGCUGCCAAAUGGGCCAACGGUCUCACCUACGAAAUACCCUCAUCCCCUCCUGCGGGGGCAAAUAAGAUCGAUCAGACCCCAGUGGGAGUUUCGAUUGAAUUUUUCGCGUUCCCGGAUUAUAUCGAAAAACUUCCACUGACGAAAUCAUGUCUCGCCACUCUCGAAGACGUACUGGGAGCCAGACCUCCGAUCCGGAUUGGUGGGACAACGCAGGAUCGUGCCUUAUAUGAUGCUUCUCUACAAACAGCAGUGAAGUACACGGUUGCUUCGCCCGACGAUGCACCCGAGUCGCUCACUUUCGGGGACCGAUUUAUGGAGCUGGCAGGCUCGUAUGAGGGCAAAGUCACCAUCGGGCUGAACCGACGCCUAGACGACGUCGACAAUACCAUAGCAGCGGCUAAGGUAGUCAAGUCCCAAGUGACCAACUUGUAUGCAAUUGAGUUGGGAAAUGAGCCAAACUUCUUCAAAUCAAGUGACCCUAUCGCCCACGGGAAAUCUUGGACUGCCGCAGCGGACGCCGCAUCGCAGGUCUCCUGGCAGGCAUCCGUAAGUGAAGGGUUGGGCGACGAGAAAUCCUUCGUUCAGGCUGGUGUCUUCUUCGAUACCGAGUCAUUCACUGCGAAGAACCUCGCAGCUAAAGAAGAAGAAACUGGCUCAACGGGAUACGUGCGGUCGUUCUGCCAUCAUUUCUAUCCACAGUCCUCUUCUAAUGCCAAUCUGAGCCGAUUGAUCGAUCACGCGGAAAUAGUGGAAGGGGUCGCCAUCUUUGAUUCCCAGGUUGCGGCAGCGCAGGAGUUGAAUCUCGAUUUAAUUAUGGGAGAAACCAACUCGGCCACGCAAGGAGGCGGUGGCAUCAGUCCCACAUACGGCGCAGGGCUUUGGAUCCUAGACUACAUCAUGCAGUCCACGAUGAAGGGAAUCCAGGUUGGUUUUUCCAACACUAUAACCUUCAAGUUUUCGGUUAUAUUAACCCCGCAUAGCAACUCUAUUUCCACCAAGGGACGAUCGGAAACUGGCACAGGUCAAUACUGUUGGUGGCAAGAGUCGGUAAACGCCCCGUUCUACGGGGCUUAUACUGCGGCCUUAGCGCUGUCCGGCGCAUCGCAAAUCGCCCAGCUUGACAACGGAGAUAGUCGGUACGCCGGAUACGUGAUCUACGACACGGAUGGCACCCCCACCCGCAUCCUGCUGUAUAACUCGGACUACUAUACGUCGGGAACACGUAGUCACGUCAAAGUCACCUUGACUGGACUAUCGUCGGACUCCAACGUAUCGGCCAAGCGAUUGACGGCGGCUGCUGCGACGGUAGUGGGACAUGAAGGAAUCAGUGUUGGGGGCCAGAGCUUCCGCGGCGGAACCUGCGAGCUCGCUGGUGCGGAGGAUUACGAAGUGAUCGGGGUGGAGACCGGUCAGGCGGACGUUGAAGUGGGAGCGUCCGAGGCGUUGUUGAUUUACUUUACACCUGUCCCCCGUGCCUGGCAUUGCUGUGUCACUCCGUCCACCUGGUUCACUGCCGAUCCCCAAAGCUUAAAUCCGAACACCAUGAGCGACACGAGCGAGAAAACCCAAAUCGGUGCCGCCGAGGAAGGCAAGCAGAUCGAUGCUCCUCCUGCGCCCGUCUCGUUCUUUGAUCCGGCCCUGAAAGAUGUUCGCCGGUCAGUGGCAUUCGGAUGGGCUCGAAUGGUCCUGAUCCUAUGUGUCUUCGUCCUCUGCGUCCUGUCGCUCUUCUGGUCGUCCCAAUUCAAGGUCCAGGAACACCUGUCCAAUUUGCCCGUCUGGGUCGUCGACUUCGAUGGCCAAUUGGAUCCCUAUCAGAACCAGGACCAGGAUCCCAUCGUGGGACCUGCCGUGACCGACAUGGUGUCCUCCAUAGUCAAUUCCAACCCUCAGACCGUGGGAUUCGCAAUUAAAUCGCCCGCCGAGUUUGAUUACGACCCCGUGGCCGUCCGACAGGGAGUGUACGAUGAGCACGCCUACGCCGCCGUGAUCGUGAAGGCUGGCGCAUCCGCUCUUCUACGCUCCGCCGUCUCCAACGGAAACUCCUCAUACGACCCCACCGAGGCAGUGGAAUUCGUCAUCAUCAGCGCCCGCGAUGAGAACACCUACAUGGCCUACAUCACCCCGGCUCUGGACUCGCUGGAACGCGCUGUCUUGGCCGACUUUGGUCCUCGCUGGGUGCAGACGGUCGCGCAGGAGUCGCGCAACAUCUCGCGAGUGCCGCAAGCCGUGAACCCGGCCAUCGGAUUCAGCACGCUCGAUCUCCGCCCGUUCGCGCCCGCCGUGGCGACCCCCGCCGUGACGAUCGGCCUGAUCUAUCUGAUCAUCAUCGCCUUCUUCAACUUCCCGUUCCUUAUGCCGUUCCACAUGCAAUUCAUGAAAGGCAACCACCCGCCGCUGAAAGUCGGCCAGUGGCUCGCAUGGCGCAUCAUCUCCAACAUCGUCGCCUACUUCUUCCUGUCGCUCUUCUACUCCCUCGUCUCGUUGGCCUUCCAGAUCCCUUUCUCGAACGACCCCGCCCCGGAUACCGUCUCGGCGGCUAACCCGAACGCCUACGGCCGCGGCUCCUUCGUCGUCUUCUGGAUGCUGAACUGGGUCGGCAUGACGGCGCUUGGCUUCCCCUGUGAGAACAUGGCCAUGGUGCUGGGAUUCCCCUGGAGCUCGCUGUUCCUGAUCUUUUGGGUCAUUACCAACGUGGCGACGGGAUUUUACCCGUUAGAUCUGGCCCCUGGGUUCUUUAGAUGGGGUUAUGCUUGGCCCCUGCAUCGGAUCGUGGAAGCUCUCCGCACCAUCCUCUUCGGCAAACACUCCCGCAUCGGCCUCGACUUCGGCAUUCUUUUCAUCUGGAUUGCCGUGUCCAUCUGUUUUUACCCGGUCGCCGCAUUCAUCAUGCGCUGGAAACAGAAGCGCGGGUGGUAA